Messenger RNA from Neopelma chrysocephalum (saffron-crested tyrant-manakin), 2325 nucleotides. RefSeq names its product pseudouridine synthase 3 (gene PUS3). Gene Ontology annotation, biological process: tRNA pseudouridine synthesis; mRNA pseudouridine synthesis. The record is from RefSeq and is a predicted model, not a curated record. NCBI's taxonomy places the organism in Eukaryota, Metazoa, Chordata, Aves, Passeriformes, Pipridae. The transcript is spliced from 5 exons. Gene Ontology annotation, cellular component: cytoplasm; nucleus. Gene Ontology annotation, molecular function: RNA binding; pseudouridine synthase activity. Bases 853 to 2229 code for a protein of 458 amino acids.
AAAAAGAAACCAGGGUUAAUGUCUUGCAGCAUGUUCAAGCUGGCUAAAGGUGUCAAAGGGGGCUCCGAGACUCAAAUGUUUGGGUUCAGGGGUGUUGAUUUAGGUUGGGCAUGUUCUCAGAGCACUGCUGAACCUCCUGCCACCAGCAGAAGGCUCUUCCCUACAGUAACAGAAACACAAGCCCUUAAUUCCUGCUGGAAAACUCCACUAGAAUUAGUUAUGUGGUCAGUUAAGUCCUGCUUGACAAACACAGGGCAAGUUCCGUGCACUGAGUGAGAGAUUAAUGGUUUUCCCCUUCUACCUGUGCUUCUAAAUCCACACUAUUUAGUCAUGAUUUAAUCCAGGGACAUCAGAGAGGGUGUUCUACUUCUGCAGAGGAGGAAGAGGCUCAGCACAGCAUGUUUAGAUGCUCGCUUAUGAGUCUGGUGAUAGUAAACCUCGAGUAAACCUCUAGCCCUGUGACUAAAAGGGAUCCGGACACAGAUCCCACUCCCAGCACAGGCUUAGGAUAUCUUUAGGCGGGUUGGAAGAGCUGCAGGAGCCCCUGGUGGCGCUGGGAAGGGCGGGAGCAGAUGGCGGGGCGGGAUGAGUGGCAGCCGUCAGCGCGCUGUCUGCAGCGGGAUGCAGGUGUGAAAGUGAGAAGGCUCCGUGACGGGCUGGCCGGGAACGUGCUGCGCUGACGGAGCAGAUCCCAUCGGCUGGGGGAAGAGGAGUGAUUAAAGACUCCAAAAAAAGAGACUGGAGUGAGAUGAAGGCUGCCCGAGCUGAGCCCCCGUGGCCCUGCCCGUGCUCUGCUGGGAACACGACCCCGAGGAUCCACCGGCAACAAACUGAUGCUCCAGGGCAGUGGCUAUGGCCGAGGAGAGCACGGCUGCUGACCACGAGGGGCUCCUGAGGAGGGUGCAGGAGCUGGAAGCGGAGGUGAAGCGGCUGCAGGAGAAGCUCCAGGAUGACAAGGAGGGCACUGGGAGGAGAGAGGCUGCUCUGGCCCCCGGGAAAGCCAAAAAACGCCAACAAAGGCCGUUCGAUUUCAGCGCGCACGGCCGCAGACACGUGGCACUGCGCAUCGCCUACCUGGGCUGGGGCUACCAGGGCUUUGCCAGCCAGGAGAACACCCCCAACACCAUCGAGGAGAAGCUCUUUGAAGCCUUGAAGAAGACACGGCUGGUGGACAGCAGAGAGACCUCCAACUACCACCGCUGCGGGCGCACGGACAAGGGAGUCAGUGCCUUUGGGCAGGUGAUUUCCCUGGAUCUCCGCUCCAGCCUGCCACCGGAGGGGCAGCAGCAGAACGGGCACGCGGGUGAGGGGCAGCGGGAGGAGCUCCGCUACACCCACAUCCUGAACAGGGUGCUGCCCCCCGACAUCCGGGUGCUGGCCUGGGCCCCCGUGGCGCCGGAGUUCAGUGCCCGCUUCAGCUGCCAGCGCCGCACCUACCGGUACUUCUUCCCCUGCGCCCAGCUGGACGUGGCCCUCAUGGACAGCGCGGCCCAGCGCUACGUGGGCACCCACGACUUCCGCAACCUCUGCAAGAUGGACGUGGCCAACGGGGUGCUCAACUUCCAGAGGACGAUCCUCAGCGCCCGCGUGACGUGGGUGGAGAGAGGGGGAGAAUCCGGGCCGCGGGAUCCCUUCCGGCUGUGCCAGUUCGAGGUGACGGGGCAGGCGUUCCUGUACCACCAGGUCCGCUGCAUGAUGGCCGUGCUCUUCCUCAUCGGCCAGGGCAUGGAGAGCCCGGACAUCAUCGACGAACUGCUGGAUGUGGAGAAAAACCCUCGGAAACCGCAGUACAGCAUGGCAGUCGAGUUCCCCCUGGUCCUGUAUGACUGCGAGUUCCCAGACCUGCAGUGGCUCUACGACCCAGAGGUGCAAGGCUUCAACGUGACACACCUGCAGCAGCUCUGGGCCAGCCACGCCGUCAAAACCCACGUGCUUCGGGACAUGUUGGCAGGGCUGGAAGCUGUUCCCAUGGCCACUGGCAAAGGUCCGGGGAGCAGCCUGGUCAGCAGCUUCGUGGAGGGGGUCCAAGCCCGCACCUACAAGCCCUUGCUGGCCCGGCCCCGGUGCGAGGGGCUGGAGGCUCGGAUCGAGCACUUUGUGCGGAGGGGCCGCAUCGACCCCCCCCGGGGGCCGGGGGUGCCCGGGGACCAGGAGCCCCCCGAGGGCAAGCGGGGCAGCAGCGCAGCCCCCGAGCAGCCGCCCAAGAGGGUCUGCGUGGACACCGAGUGACGGGGCGCCUCGGCACUUCUUUUUAUUACUGUUAUUGGGAAAAAAAGCGCGUUUCUUCGGUGCUGUUUUUUUAUAAAUCUCAAGAAAUCUCUUGUA